This is a messenger RNA of Centropristis striata (black sea bass), 1651 nucleotides long. RefSeq names its product radial spoke head component 1 (gene rsph1). Bases 63 to 788 code for a protein of 241 amino acids. The transcript has 8 exons. Gene Ontology annotation, biological process: spermatid development; axoneme assembly. NCBI's taxonomy places the organism in Eukaryota, Metazoa, Chordata, Actinopteri, Perciformes, Serranidae. Gene Ontology annotation, cellular component: motile cilium; nucleus. The record is from RefSeq and is a predicted model, not a curated record.
AGAGAGAGUUGACCUGAGGUCCUUGCAGGUUUUACUGUAACUUUAGAAACGGACAGUGAACCAUGUCGGAUGUCGGAUCUGAUGAGUUUGAUGAGGAACGCAGUAAACUGGGGGAGUAUGAAGGGGGCAGAAACGACGCAGGAGAAAGACACGGAGUCGGUAAAGCUGUCCUGCCCAACGGAGACAUUUAUGAGGGACAGUACGAGAAAGGCAGAAGGCACGGACAGGGAACAUAUCGAUUCAAGAACGGAGCAAGAUAUGUGGGAGACUAUUAUGAGAACAUGAAACAUGGACAGGGCUCCUUCUUCUAUCCAGAUGGCUCUAAAUAUGAAGGGUCGUGGGCUGAAGAUCUGAGACAGGGUCACGGUGUCUACACUUAUCCCAACGGAGACACAUAUGAUGGAGAGUGGCUGCAUCAUAUGAGGCAUGGUCAGGGUAUUUACCACUACCAACAGACUGGCUCCAAGUACAAGGGCUCCUGGCUAAAUGACAAGAUGGAGUCAGACGGAGAGUACAUCCACUCUAACAACAGAUACAAGGGGAACUUUGUCAGUAAUAAUCCCUGCGGCUCGGGGAAGUAUGUGUUUGAUAUCGGGUGUGAGCAGCACGGUGAAUACCACCAAGCAGAGCAGGACCGAGCUGAGGGAGAAUGGGGCGACUUGACCUCCACCGUCGUCCUCAAGUGGAUCCCUAAGUGUAUCACCGGUCUGACGCUGUGGUCUCCAGGCAACAACACCUCAGGUGGGGAAAAGGAGAGUGCUCUAGUAGAAGAGAGGGCAGAGAACUGACCUUUGUGAUCAGAAUGCUGCAUUUUCCAACCUUUGUUUACAAAAUGAAAUAAAUACCUUCAUAAAUAUGCAAACUAAAGGUUGAGAUUAUUGCGGUGUUGAAGCAAAAUAAGAGAAAAGAAGAAGAAGAAGAUAUCCCCUGUACACAUGCACGCAGAUAGCACUAGGGACCCUCCCGCCCCAACUGUCCUUACAUAAGGCGACAAACAUCGCAAAACAGAGGAUUAUUCUCCAUUAGUUAGACUUAUUUACAUUGCAGCACAUAGAGUCUGGUGUUUGUGUGGUACCUAAUGGUGCGUUCAAGGUCUACAAGAAUGUCAGAAUCUUCGACGUUGUUCUGAGCUCCAAGUUCCAACUUUUAAUGUAAAUGAACACACCAUAAGGCGGUAUGUAAGAAUGUGUUAGACCUGCCUUCAAAAUAAAAGCAAACACAUGUAGCUUUCAAAAUAAAAGCACAUGGAUGUGUUAGCAGAGUCCACCACAGAAUUUACAAGAAGACUGUCAAAAUAUGACGCCUUAAAUAAAACUCAUAUUCUCCUUUAUAAUAAUUCAUUAAAAUAUGUAAUGAUUUAGGCUUUUAGGGUAGACAUUUCUCCAGGGGUGCAUGCCCCCGGACCCCCUACUCUGUUUGGGUCACACCAUCAUAGUCUCACAAAAUCCUGUGGGAAACACUGGUUCUAAUGGCUUGACAGACUGGAAAGACAAGAAAUCGCCCAGCAGUAUGUUCAGGGUAAUAAAGGAGGAGAGAUGUUUUUGGGUCCUUCAUUGAGUCAGCUUCAAGUCAGUAAAUUUGUUUGGCUGCACUGGGAAUUUCAUGUACAAACUUCUUUUUAUUAAUGUAAAUAUGUUGGUUGUUGUUUUCA